ACAACAAAUAAAAAUAAAAUAAAACAAACCAAACCAAAAAGUUUCCCUGGUUUGGUGAGUUGUGCGAAAUCGAACGCUUUCUCAUUCAUUCUCUGCUUUGCUUUUCUUUGUUAAAUUUGAUCUGCUCAAAUCCAACUUUAUCAUUAAGAUCUGUAAGUUAAUUAACUCAUUAAUUAUUCUUGCUCUUAUAAUUCAGCUUUAAUCCAAUGUUCUGAUUCUCCAAUUCUAAUGCAUUGAAUUCAACGUUGUGAGAUCUUAUAAACUCCAGAUCUUGAUUUCUAUGAUGCUUUGAUUUUCGGAUCUCUAGGGUUUGGCUAGAAUUAUACAGCUCCAAUUUUUUUGUUCAUUUUUGGAGGUUUAGCUGUGAAUUAGUUAUAAAGUCGGAGAUAAUUUUGUUGAAGAUUUUUUAGGUUUUUAUUAAUCUUUAGAUGGCUGGAAAUCCUCCAUUCUAUGCGAUGGAGGAUCAGACGGAUGAGGAUUUCUUUGAUAAAUUAGUUGACGAUGAUUUUGGUCCAACCAUUAAUCCCGAUUCUGCCCCGACUGCCGACGUCGGUGGGGGUAGUGAUUCUGAUGAGGCGGCCAAAGCAUUUGCUAAUAUGAGUAUCGACGAUGCCGGCGGCGGUGGAGGCGGUGUGGAGGAGAAAGGCUGUGAAAUAGAUCCGGUGCAGGAUAGUUUAGGAUUAUCUGGUGGUUUACAUGUAGGAGAAGAGAGUAAUAGUAAUGCAUUGGAAUCGGUGAACUCCUUGGGGUCUGACAGUGUUAAAUUGAAUAAAGAUGAUGGCGGUGGUGUCGGAUCAGAGGUUCUGUUGGAUACCGUGGUAAGUGGUAGUAUUGAAUCGGAUAAAUCGGGGAUUAAAGAGGUUGGAUGGAGUUCUUUUUAUGGAGAUUCUUUACCAAAUGGGAAUCACGAAUUUGGUUCGUAUUCUGAUUUUCUUAGUGAGUUGGGUAAUAAUUCAGAGGAUUUUCCUGCGAAAGUUGCAGAAACAGCUAAUUUAGAAAAGAAAUACGAUGGCGGUGAAGGGUUGGGUAAUUCGGUUAGUUAUGGGGAAUAUCAAGAGGUUGCACAGAGUUCUGGAGGGUCUAAUGGAGAAAGCGUAAAUUGUCAGGAUACAAAUAACAGCCAGUACUGGGAGAACAUGUAUCCUGGUUGGAAGUAUGAUGCCAACACAGGGCAGUGGUAUCAUGUGGAUAGUUUUGAUACGGCAGCAAAUGUGCAAGGGAGUUUUGAUGCUAAUGCAGGGAAUGAAUGGGCAGCAGUUUCUGAUGAGAAAACAGAGAUGAAUUAUUUGCAGCAGGCUUCACAAUCUGUGGUAGCAACUGUGGCUGAGACUAGUACAUCCGAUAGUAUAUCUACUUGGAAUCAGGUUUCACAGGGAGCUAACAAUGGUUACCCAGAACAUAUGGUUUUUGACCCGCAAUAUCCUGGUUGGUAUUAUGACACAGUUGCACAAGAAUGGCGCUCUCUAGAUAGCUACACAGCAUCUGUUCAAUCAACAACCAGCAACAAUCAUGGUCAGCCGAGACAGAAUGAAUUGGCUUUUAGUGAUUCAUAUUCCCAAAACAGUAACAGUAUUUAUGGUGGAUAUGGGCAAGCUGAUAAGCAUGGGUCAGUUGGCUAUGUUAGGCAAGGGCAGCAUGGUAGCUGGCGUGAUUCUUAUGAUAACUCCACUCCGGGAGGUUUGAGUAUGUGGAAGCAUGCCUCUGCCCCUAAGACGGAUAACGUUUCAAAUUUUAAUGGAAAUCAACUAGUGCAGAAUGCCUAUGAUUCUAAUGUGUCCAUGACCAAUAUGGCAGAACAGAAGAAAUCUUUCAACUCUUUGGGGAGAGUUCCAUCAUAUGAAAAUGUGAGACAGGGUCACAUGGAGGCUAAUGGGUUUGCUGGGUCACAUAAUUUUAUAUCUAGUGGCAACUUUGGUCAGCAGUAUAAUCAGGGACAUUUGAACCAUGGUCAACAAAUGGGUAUGUCAAAUGAUUACUUUGACAGUCAGAAUUCUGUAAAUAUUGCCCAGCAACCAUUUCAAAGCAGCCAGCAGUUUUCUUAUGCUUCCAACACAGGCAUGUCGUCUGCCGGACGUCCUCCCCAUGCUUUAGUUACAUUUGGAUUUGGUGGAAAACUCAUAGUAAUGAAAGAUAAUCGUUCAAGUUCUCUUGCAAAUUCAUCAUUUGGAAGCCAGGAACCUGCAGCAGGCUCAAUAUCUGUUCUGAACAUGAUGGAGGUUCUCUCUGGGAAUGCUAACAAUGGAGGGAGCUCUUGUAAUUAUUUCCGUGCUCUCUGCCAACAAUCCUUUCCAGGUCCACUGGUGGGUGGGAAUGUUGGAACUAAAGAGUUGAAUAAGUGGAUUGAUGAGAGGGUUGCUAAUUGCGAAACAUCAGACGUGGAUUAUAGAAAAGCUGAAAUGCUAAAAUUGUUGCUUUCUUUGCUUAAAAUAGCUUGCCAACAUUAUGGAAAACUUCGAUCCCCUUUUGGUACUGAUGCUUCUGUGAAGGAAAGUGACUCUCCAGAAUCAGCAGUUGCCAAACUCUUUGCAUCUGUCAAGAGGAAUAGCACUCAAUUGAAUGAUUAUGGUGCUUUUACUAACUGCUUGCAGAGUUUGCCAUCUGAAGGACAACUUCGGGCAACUGCUUCUGAGGUACAAAAUCUUCUGGUUUCUGGUAGAAAAAGAGAGGCUUUACAGUGUGCUCAAGAAGGCGAGAUGUGGGGACCUGCACUUGUGCUUGCAUCGCAGCUUGGUGAUCAGUUCUAUGUUGAUACUGUCAAGCAAAUGGCACUUCGCCAGCUGGCAGCUGGAUCACCUUUGCGCACAUUAUGCCUGCUAAUUGCAGGGCAACCAGAAGCUGUAUUUUCCACUGAUUUCGGAGCUGAUAGUGGCAUUCCGGGUGCCAUGACUCAACAACCUAACCAGUUUGGGGCAAAUGGCAUGCUUGAUGACUGGGAGGAGAAUUUGGCUGUUAUAACUGCAAACAGAACUAAAGACGACGAGCUUGUGAUUAUACAUCUUGGUGAUUGCCUAUGGAAGGAUAGAAGUGAGAUCAUCGCUGCACAUAUCUGCUAUUUAGUAGCUGAAGCAAACUUUGAAUCAUAUUCAGACAGUGCAAGACUGUGUCUUAUUGGAGCAGACCACUGGAAGCAACCUCGAACUUAUGCUAGUCCAGAAGCUAUUCAGAGAACUGAGUUGUAUGAGUAUUCAAAGGUGCUUGGCAACUCCCAGUCUAUCCUGCUACCAUUUCAGCCAUAUAAGCUGAUAUAUGCAUACAUGCUGGCUGAAGUUGGUAAAGUUUCUGAUUCGCUAAAGUAUUGUCAGGCUAUAUUAAAAUCUCUAAAAACUGGUCGAGCACCAGAAUUAGAAACAUGGAAGCAAUUAGUAUUAUCCCUCGAGGAAAGGAUUAGAGCCCAUCAACAGGGUGGAUACACAGAAAAUUUGGCUCCAGCAAAGUUGGUAGGUAAAUUGCUCAACUUUUUUGAUAGUACUGCCCAUCGUGUUGUUGGUCUACCGCCGCCUGGACCAUCAGCAUCACAAGGAAGCAUACAAGGUAAUGAGCAUUAUCACCAAUCAAUGGGGCAUAGGGUGUCAGCUAGUCAAUCAACAAUGGCAAUGUCAUCACUGAUGCCUUCUGCUUCGAUGGAGCCCAUAAGUGGAUGGGCAGCUGAUGGUAACAGAAUGUCGAUGCAUAACAGAAGUGUUUCUGAGCCAAAUUUUGGGAGAACUCCAAUACAGGAGGAAUCACCAAAGGAAGGAACCUCAUCUAGCUCACAAGGCAAAACAGUAGGCUCAGGUGCAGCAUCUCGUUUGCCUCGUUUCAGUUUGGGUUCACAGAUUUUCCAAAAGACAGUGGGGCUAAUGUUAAGAUCCCGCGCAGAUAAACAGGCUAAGUUGGGUGAAAAGAACAAAUUUCAUUAUGAUGAGAAGCUUAAGAGAUGGGUGGAGGAGGGUGUUGAACCCCCAGCUGAAGAAGCAGCUCUACCUCCUCCUCCAACAACUUCAUCCUUCCAGAAUGGUAUGUCUGACUACAACUUGAAAUCUGCGCUGAAAAGUGACGGAUCUCCUCCUAAUGGGAGUCCAACAUUCAGAACUCCUACUCCCAUGGAGCAUUCUUCAGGGAUUCCACCUAUUCCAUCAAGUUCAAAUCAGUUUUCAGCUCGUGGACGGAUGGGUGUAAGGUCAAGGUACGUGGACACUUUUAACCAAGGAGGUGGAAACUCGGCCAAUCUGUUCCAUUCGCCUUCUGUUCCGUCUACCAAACCUGCUGUUUCUACAAAUGCGAAGUUUUUUGUUCCAACCCCUCUAUCUAGUGAAAAUGUGCUCCAAACUGUAGCAGAAAAUGUGCAAGAAAGUGCAGGAUUUGCUGAAAAUACUUCAGUGCCUGCUGAUAACUCUUUCCAAUCUCCCCCAUCUGUUCCGAGAAUGAAUAUACAAAGGUAUCCAAGCAUGGAUAAUAUGGCAAGAAAUGGAAAUACCGUAAAUGGCAGUAUCCCGAUGCCAUCACACUCUCGACGAACAGCCUCAUGGAGUGGAAGCUUUAAUGAUUCACUUAGCUCUCCUAAUAUGACGGAAACCAAAACUUUAGGAGAGGCACUGGGCAGGCAUCCACCGCCAUUCAUGCCUGCUGAUCCUUCUACGACUCGCAAGCCGCCAACUAACGAUGGCAGUGAGGGAGGAGAUGACCUACAUGAUGUGGAGCUUUAGGAGAGUAAUGAAGAUGUAAAUACCAAGUUUUGUUCCUUGUGACUAGCACAACAACGAGUGUUAUCAUGCACAUCUCAAACGAGGCAAAACGUUCGUACCGGCCUCGGGAUUCAGCAAAGCAAGCAAGCAAGCAAGCAAAAUAUAGAAAUAUUUUUUCUUUCUUUUCAAAAUUUCCCAAUUCAGGUACGGUUCCUCCCAAAAUGUAAGUGGAAAUGUGGUUGGCAUAUAUUUUACUAUGUUUGAAUGUUAGUACAGAGUUGCAACCAUGUGUAAUCUGAGGAGCUGGUUUUUGUUUUUCAUCUUUUAACUACAAAAAGAAGAAAAAGCCUGAUUGGGCGGUGAUGUACAGUUAGUUACUUUAAAAUUUGUUCAUUUGUUGAAA
Mercurialis annua (annual mercury) is the source of this 5067-nucleotide messenger RNA. RefSeq names its product protein transport protein SEC16A homolog. Gene Ontology annotation, cellular component: endoplasmic reticulum exit site; ER to Golgi transport vesicle membrane. NCBI's taxonomy places the organism in Eukaryota, Viridiplantae, Streptophyta, Magnoliopsida, Malpighiales, Euphorbiaceae. The transcript has 13 exons. Gene Ontology annotation, biological process: COPII vesicle coat assembly; autophagy; Golgi organization. The coding region runs from base 429 to 4685 and encodes 1418 amino acids. The record is from RefSeq and is a predicted model, not a curated record.